AUGGAUAUGAUAACGACGACGGCGACGACGACGCGACGCGUCACACGGACCGCGCGCGGCGACGCGAUGUCUCAGCUCGCGACGCGCGCGCGCGUCGCGUCGAGCGCGACCGCGACGACGCGCGCGCGGCGGCGCGGCGGAGACGGCGCCGGGGAACGCGCGUCCGCGCCCGUCGUCGCCCCGCGCCUCGGAAGUCGGUGCCGUCGUCGCGUCGUGCUCGCCCGCCGCCGCGCCUCGGAAGAGCCGCUCGUCGCGCGCGUCUCUUCCGCCGCGCCGGAGGAGCGCGCGCGCGCCGACGGCGGCGGCGACGACGACGGCGACCCGAAGCCGCCACCGACGAGCGCGGCCGCGGAGACCGCGCGGAAGAACGUCGACGCCGCGGUCGCGGCGUCGUCGGCGUCGUCCGCGGCGCUCGCGAACAAUCUCGACAACCAGUACCUCGCGACGCAAGAGCGGUUCCCGUCGCUGCCGCUGCCGCCGGAGCCGAUUCGCUUUCCGCGGUCGCCGGUCGACAUCAAGCUCGCGGUGAUGCUGCUUCGAUCCGCGUACGAGACCGUGGACGACAUGAACGUCAUCCCGAUGGACCAGUUCCAGAUCAAGUUCUGGAAGUCGCGGCAGGCGGAGUGGGAGCCGUACAGGAACCAGUACUCGCCGUUGACGAUCGAGCAGGGCAAGCUCGCGGAUCCGCUGUACUUUGACUUCAUCUCGUACGUCCAGUUCAACGUCAUCGCGCGCGAGCUGCCGAGAUCGGACGUGGUGUUCGAGGAACGUAACGGCGCGGAGGGAACCGUUUCUGUUAUCCGAAGAGACGCGUCGCUGGGGACGGACAACAAGAUAUUGACGCCGGCGUUCGCGCAGCGGUUGGGCGACGCGCUCUACGCUCGCGCCAGAUUCGGGUUCGAAGACGCGACCUUCCCGGGGGUCCCGGAGCCGAGCUCCCCCGGCGACGUCGCGCGCGUCGCGGACGGAAUGCGAGGUCUCGUCGACGCGUUUUGCGCGAAGGGAUACGCGCUCAGAGGCGGCGUUCGCGACCUCGGACCGGGCAGCGGCGGGCAGGGCACGGAGAGCCGCGAGGUGGUCGUGAAGCUGGAGGGCCCCGCGCAGCUGUGGGGCGCGAGGCAGCUGUCCGCGCGAGGGGUCGUCCCGAUCAACGAGUACCUCGGGAUGGCGGCGACUGGGUUUUGUCGCGCGAGCGGCGUGCGAAGUUCGUACAGGGCGAGCUACACGGACGUCGCGGCGGAGCUGACGUUCACGCUGGCGCCGCCGCGGUAGCGUCGAGCGGAGUCGAGUCGCCGCCGAAUCCGUCCGCGCUUCGUCGACGCGUUUUGGUCUGUGUUGUAUUAAACGUCUUCGUAGAACGCAAUAUAUACCUCAUGAUGGUAAUUUUC
Micromonas pusilla CCMP1545 is the source of this 1388-nucleotide messenger RNA. RefSeq lists its product as uncharacterized. The transcript is spliced from 3 exons. NCBI's taxonomy places the organism in Eukaryota, Viridiplantae, Chlorophyta, Mamiellophyceae, Mamiellales, Mamiellaceae. The record is from RefSeq and is a predicted model, not a curated record. The coding region runs from base 1 to 1272 and encodes 423 amino acids.